AUUUAUCGCAGUCGCGCACCUCAACGCCCGCAUUGAAGGCAGCCGCUGUCGGUCGGUGGCUGUCAUACUUCACCUGACGCGAGAUGCCGCAUGCCGGGCGGCCACGCGCGAGACAGUGAGACAGGCGGCAUCGGCAGUAGCAGUGCGUCCGCCGCGCCGCCACUACGUCUGAGUGGUGAGGCCACAAACAACCGAUAGAUAUUGUUCGUCCGGUGUUGUGACGUACGAGAGUGUGUGACCAAUAUCGUCUUCCUUCGGUGCUGUGUUGAGCCCUGUGUUGUUGUCAUCGGCGCGCGUAUGUGCCACCGUCCGUUUGUCUGUCGGUUCCUAUCUGUGCGCCGGUGCGGGCCAUCCUCUUCCUAUUCUAGCGGCAGUCGAGUUUCUACCAAUCGCCGGAUUGCAAUUACAUGAGGGGCGGCAGCAUGUGGAGGUGGCCGGCGAGGGCGGCGGCGGUAGGGACGCAGGUGCCGGUGGCGGCAUGAGGAAGUUCGUGCGCACGCGGCCGCCCCCCGCGCCCUCGCCGCCGCCGCCGCCGCCGCAGCCCGACCCCGCGUCAGACAAGCAUCCCGCCCAGAGACACCUCAACGGACAUGCCAACGGCGGUGGCGGCAUCGGAGGAGGCGGCGGGCUGCGGCGCGACGAGCACCACUCCACUCUCUCCAGUCGAUACUGGAGCGGGUCGGACGGGUCCCGCGGGGCGAGGUCUGGGGCGGGGUCGGGUCCGGUCGGGCCCGGGGUGGGGCCGGGGGUGGGGCCAGGGCCCGGUGGUGGGGGCGGGGUCGUGUUGUGGGAGGACGCGGAGUUCCCGCCGUCGCGCGCGCUGCCCGACUCGCGCCGCCAUCAGCCUGUGCUGUGGCUGCGACCCUAUGACUUGUGCUCCCGGCCCACCUUCCGCGGCCAGGAGGACGCGGGCGGAGACGGCGAUCCCGCCGACGACGACGACGAACAACUCGCCGCCAGAUGGAGCGUGGAGGUGGGUGCCGCCGGCAGCGCGGCGCUGUGCUGCGCGGCCGCCGCGCUGGCGCUCACGCCGCGCCUGCUCGACCGCGUGGCGCCGUCGCAACCCUUCCAUCGACGAUACACCGGCGCGUUCCGGUUCAAGUUCUGGGUGUUCGGCGAGUGGCGCGAGGUGUGCGUGGACGAUCGCCUGCCGACCCGCGGCGGGCGCCCGCUGUACAGCCGCGGCGCGCUGCCCGGGGACUUCACCUUACCACUGCUCGAGAAGGCGUACGCCAAGUUGUACGGGUCGUACGCGGCGAUGGGGGCAGGGCCGGGGCCAGGGUCGGGGUGUGGGGGCGCGGCGCGGGCCCUGCAGGACCUGUCGGGCGGGGUGGUGCAGAGCUUCCCGCUGCGCCUGCAGCCGCGCGCGCUCGUGUUCCAGGUGCUCAACUCUGCCGUGCCGCGCUCCACGCUCAUCGUCGCCACCGCUCAUCACCAUAAGGAGAAGUGUCCGCCGGGUCACCGCCUGCCGAGCGGUCUGCUGGCGGCGCAGCCGUACUGCGUGACGGGGCUGGCGCGGGUGCGUGCGGGGGCGGGGGCGGGGGCGGGCACCAUACAGGGCGCAGGGUCGGCGGAAGGGGAGGCGCUGGUGCGCGUGCGGUCGGUGUCGGGGCGGGGCGCGUGGGCGGGCGCGUGGGCCCCGCACAGCGCCCAGUGGCGCGCCCUGCCGCCCCACGACCGCGACCUGCUGGCCGGACGCACCGCGCGCAAGGGAGACUUCUGGAUGUCGUUCACGGAGUUCGCACGCGAGUUCAGCUCGCUGGAGCUGGUACAUGUGGGGCCCGACGACUGGCUGCGGGAGGGGGCCCUGCGCGACCGACGGCCCUGGCGCGCCGUCCUCGCGCGCCGACGCUGGACGCCCGGAUACAACGCUGGCGGGCCGCCCGCUGCCACCGAGACGACGAGCAUAAACCCGCAGUUCCACGUGCAGGUGUGCGGCGAGGCGGGCCGCAAGUGCCACGUGGUGGUGUCGGUGACGCAGCAGUACCGUCCGGGCGGCGGCAGUAGUGCCGCGGGGUGGGGGUCGGGGUCGGGCGCGGCAGGUGCCGCGUCGCGGCUGCACGCGGUGGGGUUCGCGGUGUACGAGCUGCCGCCCGGCGCCGCGCCGCGCCGCCCGCUCUCCACGCUGCACACGCUGCGCGCGCUGGACGUGACGCACGAGUCCCGGGCGCGCGAGGUGGCGACCUUCUUCACGCUGCCGGCGGGGCAGUACCUGGUGGUGCCGCACACUGCGCGCCCGCAUACUGCCGCCGCCUUCCUGCUGCGCAUCCUGACCGACGACCACACCACCGUCUGGGAAGUAAACGAGGAUAAUAUGAUUAUUCGAGACAUAUCAACCGAGUUCACGGAGAACCCUCUACUUUUGCCGACGGAGGUGCGGGUGGCGAUCGCAAAAGUUUUAGCAAGAAUAAAGGAAGAGGAGUUGGACGCGCGCGCGCUGCGCUGCGUGUUGCGGUCGGUGCGCGGCGCGGUGGUGGGCCCUACGCGCGUGUCGCUGGAGCUGUGCCGCGCGCUGGUGGCGCUGGCGGACGCGCGCGUGUCGGGGCGCGUGCCGCGCGCCGCGGUGCCGGCCCUGCUCGCGCGCCUGUGGGCGUGGCGCGCCGCCCUCCCGCGCCCGCGGCCGCGUCUCUGCGCCGGCGCCGCGCGCGGCCCGCCCGCGCACCGCCUGCGCGCGCUGCUGGCGGGCGCGGGGCUGGCCGCCUCCAACAAGGUGGUGGAGUGCCUGGUGGUGCGCUACUCGUGGCGCGGCCGGUUCGCGCCCGACGCCUUCCUGGUGGCGCUGGCGCGGCUGCAUCUCGCGCACGAGCGGUACCGUGCCCUCGAGUCCAAGGUGAAAUCCAAUCCUCUCUCUUUGGAAGAGAUGAUUUUGAUGACGAUAUAUUCGUGAGGCGGGGGCCGCAUCGUCGGCGACGCCGGCGCCACGGCGGCGCGAGCGCUUACCAAAGAUUCUUCUCCGAUCCAAACACCUGGAAUUCGCAGUACAAAACUUAUAAAUUAUUUAUUUAUUUUCAGUCAUACGAUUGUUUACAAUAUCCGCUUAUUUAUUAUGGAGAUAACUAAAUGUGAUAUUGUUAUUGAUGAAUACUUGUCUUAUCAUCAAAGAUUUUAAUGUAACAAGAUAUAGUCAAAUGUUCCCAGAAAUGUAUAAAGCUGCUAUUCUUAUUGCUGCUACUGUUAUUGUUGUUCAGUUUAGAGUAAGUACUAAUAAUUAUUAAAAUAAGAAUGUAAAGAAUAUUUCAUUUUGGUGCUAAUAAAUUGAUAAAUCUAAAGUUCUUUUAUUCAUUCGCUCGUCUUUUUGCCUGACUAUGUUACAUAGUUUUACG
Messenger RNA from Chilo suppressalis (striped riceborer), 3323 nucleotides. Lineage: Eukaryota; Metazoa; Arthropoda; Insecta; Lepidoptera; Crambidae. The record is from the annotation of a GenBank genome assembly.